Messenger RNA from Lineus longissimus, 2064 nucleotides. RefSeq names its product U2 small nuclear ribonucleoprotein A'-like. Gene Ontology annotation, molecular function: protein binding; U2 snRNA binding. Gene Ontology annotation, biological process: mRNA splicing, via spliceosome. Gene Ontology annotation, cellular component: U2 snRNP. The transcript has 7 exons. NCBI's taxonomy places the organism in Eukaryota, Metazoa, Nemertea, Pilidiophora, Heteronemertea, Lineidae. Bases 165 to 950 code for a protein of 261 amino acids. The record is from RefSeq and is a predicted model, not a curated record.
CAAACACGCUUCAACAUCGUUUCUGUUUUGUGUUCAAAAUUCGAAAGAAAACCAUUGUUUUCACCUCUUUACAAACAAAUAAUACAAAUGGCAUUAGUUCUGCCUACAGAUAGAGUGACAUAGAUAUUUGAAAAAUACCAAUUUAUGAACUGUAAACAAUCAAAAUGGUGAAAUUGACACCAGAACUUAUCGAGCAGUCUGCCCAGUUCACGAAUCCUGUUCGAGACCGGGAGCUCGAUUUGAGAGGUUACAAGAUACCAGUCAUUGAAAAUCUUGGAGCAACCCUUGAUCAGUUUGAUACGAUUGACUUCACAGAUAAUGACAUCAGGAAACUGGAUGGAUUCCCUUUGUUAAAAAGGCUUAAAUCGUUACUUCUCAGCAACAACAGAAUUGUGCGAAUAGCAGAAGGGCUUGACGAAUGCAUUCCUAACCUCGAAGAAGUUGUGCUGACCAACAACAAUUUACAAGAGCUGGGCGAUCUUGACAAUUUAACCCCAUUAAAAAAUUUAAAAUCUUUAAGUUUGCUGAGGAAUCCAGUCACAAUGAAGAAACACUACAGAUUAUAUGUUGUACACAAACUGCCACAGGUUCGGUUACUUGAUUUUAGAAAAGUUAGGUUACGGGAAAGGGAAGCAGCCGCUCAGAUGUUCAAAGGAAAACGAGGUCAGCAGCUCGCUAGGGAGAUUGGCAAACGAGCAAAGACAUUUGUGCCUGGUGCUGGUAUACCAGAGAAGAAACAGCAGCCAACUGGUCCAACUAAAGAAGAGGUGGAUGCCAUCAAGGCUGCCAUUGCCAAUGCUAGCACACUGGAGGAAGUGGAGAAGCUCAACAUGAUGUUGCGUUCUGGCCAAAUUCCUGGUCAGUUCAAGAAAGGUGUCGUCAAUGAUGCUGAAGAGGUUGAAGAAGUAGAAGAAAUGGAGGCGGAGAUGUCGAAUGGAGCGUACCAUUGAAAGACAUCCACAGGGCUUGUUCAUUUGUGUUCAUUUUGUAUGAUAAACCGCAUGAAUUGGUUGAAGCACUGUGGAACUAGACUUGUCUGAAGAGUAUCUUAUCCAUGUUGUGGUCCCUUCUGUUCAUGUUAAGUUCAGUCAAUAUCCAUGGGUUCGACCUUCAGUUAAGAGUAUCUGACCUCACUUGCGACGGAAAAACAUUCUCAUCAAGUUUAAGUGUUUAAGUAUCUACCAAUGAAAUAAAUCAUCUUGCGUAUAAACCCCAGCUUUUAUUCUUACCAAAUUGAACGAAUCUUUAAUACUCUCUUUUAAGAAGGUAGGGCUAAGCUGAAAAAUCCAACUUGCGCUUUCUGGAAAAUUUUACAACGUGUCCCAUCAUUUCCUGGAAUGAAUGGUAUGGAAUGAAUUUUAUCAUGUUUUGAAGCAUUAGGCUGAUGAUAUUUUCUGUUGUAACCCUUGAUGAUGUUGUGUCAUCUGCCCUGGUGUUCAUCAAGAUUCUCAAAGUUGUUUAAAGCUCGGAACUAUUGUCUUUUUCAGGUUGUUCUUGGAGGAAACUAGGCCUACCCCAACAUCUCUUCAUGUAUAUUAGAUAUUUAAACUGAUACUUACUACAUAUAUACACUUUGAAUCUGAAGUGUAAUGGGUUAUGAAGCGAUUGGUUUUAUUUUCAUUCCAAGGCAUUUUCUUAGAUUGGUUUGUGGGUACUAAACCUUUAGACCAGAGAAAUAACAUAUCAAACAGCUUAAAACAUUUUUUGAAAAAUUUGUUUCUUUUUAAUUUUUUUACCAGACAUUGGAAAGACCAGAUGAAGGUCAAAGAUGGAAAGAGGCUAGAAGGUCCAUAUUUUAGGCCAUCUCUUCUCCAGAACAAAGCACAUGAAUUUUAAUCAAGAUUGUUGACAUUUUUUUCACCUCGGAAUAUGUAUCCAUAGGCCAUUACCUAAGGAAACCGCCUUUGAUUUUGUACUGGUAUUUGAUAUUAUGCUCUGAACGUGAUAUAUGAUACACUUUUUUUUUGCUUUGUGCCUGAAUUUGGCAAAUACUUGUCUUGCUAAAUCAUGUAUUCAGGUUACGAAAUGUUCUUAGUCAAUAAAUGCUGAGAAGCUUGAUGAAAA